CGAGGUCAGCUGAGUGGGCUUACUCCUCCCGUACCUAAUAGGUAUAUACGAUACGAUCUUAUGGAGUGCGCAGUCGAGUUUAGUUGUAGUAGUUGACUCGGUGCCUUGUGAGGUGGUACUCGUCAAAACUUUCCCUUAAAACCUCGUAUAUUUGAUCAAUGGCAUUCUAAAUAUACAAACCACGCACCAUGGGCUGCACUAGCAGCGCUCCAAAUAUGGCUGAUAUACAAACUAAUGCAACAGAAGAAACAAAAUACCAAAAGGGUAAUGAAAUUGACAACACGAAAACGAAGACCAAUGUUGAUACAAAGUUAGAAGGUCAAAAUAAUAUUGAAGCGCUUCCUUCGUGUGAUACUUUUACGGAACAUAUACAAUUAGCUAUUAAUAAUAAUUCUACUAAAAUUAAUUAUGAUAUGGAAGGAGAAGUCAAAGAUGAAAAGGUUCAAGAAUUUAAUAUUCAAGAAAAUCAAAUUGGACAGGAAAAUAAAAUAACAACAUUUAAAGAGGUGGCAGACAUAGUAAUAGUCAAUAAAAUACUUCAAGAUACACACAUUGAGGAUAUUACUGAGCUUCCAAGCAAAAGGGAAAGUGUUGAUGAAAUAAUAUCGCCCGAAACCGAAACCGAAAAGAUUGAUGAGCCUUGCAAUCUAGAAAUUGUGACAAGUCCACCAGAAGAAAUAGAAAUUACGGAAGAGGAUAACAAACCUAACGAACACGUAAGUCCAAGUCAGUCGGAAUGUAGUCGAUCGACUCGAUGGGAGGCUUUAGCUGACAUUGCCGCGGAACUACCGCCGUCUCUUGCAGUUGAUCCAGUCACGGGUCAGAUUUAUACUCUUUCUAAAUAAUAAUGACGGUUCCAAGUUACAUCCACAUAAAAGUCUUAUCAAUCAAAAAGCACUCAAAUGAUACGCAAUAAUAGUUUAUAACACCAAUAAAUUAAGUACCUACCUACGAAUAAUAUUAGUCUGUUACUAAUAUUAUUCGUACUUAAUAUUAUAUUUAUUAACAUUAGACAUUGAUUUAUUUAUAUCUACUGCUAAAUAAUAUAUUAAGUUAAUUGACUAAUUAAUUUUUGUGAAGAUAAUGAUUAAUUCUGUACUGAUGGCAAAUUGAAAUAUACAAUAAUAAUUAUUAUCAUUAUUCUUUCCAUCGGAGAUCGAAGAUCUAUUAUACUGUUAGUGUUACCUUACCAAUUGAAAAAUACACUUGUGAGGGAUGAAAUAAAUAUAGUUAUAUUGUCAGGGAAAUUAAUUAUUUAAUCCUACUCAAUUUAAGUUUUCGGAAGUUUUUUUUAUAUAAUAGAUUGGAAGUUAUGAGCUAUAGUCAAGUUAACUUACUGUAUUAAACAGAUAACUUAAAAUUAUAUCAAUUAGGGGUCAUAAAUUGAUAACAUCACACCAAGGCGUGGGACUUGCAAUGUUAUUAACUUCGUAACAAUCUACAAUGAACCUAUACGUCACUCAGAUAUUUGAGUUUGGUGUUUCACAAAUAAAGGGCGAGAUAUUACAAAAUGAAUAAAUUGUAAUUUGUAGAUGACCCUUACAAGUCUGCUACUUAAUAAUAUUGACAACAUGAGCAGUUCCGAUUAUAAAAUUUGUUAUUUGCGCGAUAAUUAUGACACAGUACUGCAACUAAUAGGAAAAUGUGUGCGCAGAAUAUUCAUCAUAAUAGCUACUAUAUGGUUAGCUACCUUUAUUUUGGUUUCAGUUGUAUUAAAGGUCCUAUUUAUGAAUUUAUGUGCCAUACCUAUAUAAUUCUACAGUGAAAGAUUUAAUUUUUAACCGAGGCCACAGUUACAGAAAAAGCUUCAGUCUCUGUAAAUAUAUGUGUUUGUGUGUUUUUCACAUAUUAGUAUACCUAUGAUAAUGAAUAAACUUAAAAUCAAUAAAUUCAAGAUUUAAAAAUUCUGAAACCAUUACCACUAUCAUCAAUCAUUGUUAUUUUCAUUAAAGUUGUUGUAAGAUAUGCAUUUUAUUUUUCU
Messenger RNA from Zerene cesonia (dogface butterfly), 1981 nucleotides. RefSeq lists its product as uncharacterized. The transcript is spliced from 4 exons. Lineage: Eukaryota; Metazoa; Arthropoda; Insecta; Lepidoptera; Pieridae. Bases 189 to 845 code for a protein of 218 amino acids. The record is from RefSeq and is a predicted model, not a curated record.